Molecule: messenger RNA, 1017 nt
Organism: Penicillium angulare
Lineage: Eukaryota; Fungi; Ascomycota; Eurotiomycetes; Eurotiales; Aspergillaceae
Product: ubiquitin-specific protease OTU1
Exons: 1
Coding region: 1-1017 (338 amino acids)
Biological process (GO): endoplasmic reticulum unfolded protein response; protein deubiquitination
Cellular component (GO): cytosol; nucleus
Molecular function (GO): cysteine-type deubiquitinase activity
Source: RefSeq, a predicted model, not a curated record
AUGCGAAUGCGCGUUCGAGGACCCUCGGGUCAAUCGACAGUGACGUUAGAUGAGUCUGCCACAGUGCAUGAUCUUCAGCGUGAAAUUGCACAGUGCACUAGCCUUACCUCCUUUGAUGUGAAAUAUGGUUACCCAAACCUCCAACCUCUCGACCUUGACCAGCUAGAGCCAAACCAGACCAUAUCUGACAUAGGGAUUAAUUUGAAUGGAGAGCAAUUGAUCGUGGCACAAAGAGAGACGCAAAGAGAGGCACAAGCCAGCAAUAUUCCCAUCAGCCAACCAGGUCCUGCUACCCAACAACCAGUACAGCAAACUUCGAUCUCGCAAACUUCGCAGCCGAGUGCAGACCAGCCGAGUGCAGACGACCCUCCUGAGAUUGCCUCACCCGACCAUGCAGGCACCUUCGUACUUCGUGUCAUGCCCGAUGAUAACUCCUGUCUUUUCCGCGCAGUAGGCGCUGCUGUCAUGGAUGAUAUGGAUACAAUGGUGGAGCUACGGUCGAUUGUUGCAGGGUCUAUUCAUUCAAACCCAGAUGAAUAUUCGGAAGCAAUAUUGGGCAAGAAACCAGAUGCGUAUUGCCAGUGGAUUCAAAACGAAGAGUCUUGGGGAGGCGCUAUCGAGCUCAAAAUUCUGAGCGAGUACUUCAACAUUGAAAUUUGUUCUAUUGAUGUACAAACACUUCACAUAUUUCAAUUCAACGAGGGUGCUCCGACCCGAUGCAUUGUUGUCUACUCGGGGAUCCACUACGAUGUUCUUGCACUCUCACCUUCUAAUCCUCCCUACACUCGUGCGAACCCUCUCGCCGAUGGAGACACUAAGAUUUUUGAAUCCGUGGACCCCGUUGUACUAAAGAAGGCAAAAGAACUGUGCCAAGUACUGCAAAGUAAACAUUACUACACCGACACGUCAGGAUUCCUUGUGCGAUGCAAUACAUGCGGGGGCUCCUUCACUGGCGAAAAAGGAGCGACGAAGCAUGCCUCCGAGACCGGUCAUUAUGAUUUUGGUGAAGCGACUUAG